This is a messenger RNA of Aphidius gifuensis, 5688 nucleotides long. RefSeq names its product GRB10-interacting GYF protein 2-like. Bases 98 to 4765 code for a protein of 1555 amino acids. The record is from RefSeq and is a predicted model, not a curated record. Gene Ontology annotation, molecular function: protein binding. Lineage: Eukaryota; Metazoa; Arthropoda; Insecta; Hymenoptera; Braconidae. The transcript is spliced from 6 exons.
AAAAAAAAAAAAAAAAAACCUAAAAAAUCAUCAGCCAUAUUGUGUGUGUUGUAUUGUUCGCUCAGUAAUUUCCGAAGUAAAAUAAGACCAUUCAAAGAUGACGGAUUCUAUUAAGUUUGGUCCAGAGUGGUUGCGCAAUCUGUCUGGAGACAGUUGUAAUUCUGGAGGUGGUGGUGGUGGUGGUGGUGGUGGGACAGCAAACCUAAUCACCCCACGAUAUCAAUUAGCAGAGCAUAGAUAUGGUCGUGAAGAGAUGCUUGGUAUUUUUGAUCGUUCUUGUAAACCACCUGAGACACUCAUAUCACUACAAACUCUUUAUGUCGAAAAAACUCAACUACCACUGGCAAUGCUACCAAUGACAGAAGAUGAAACCAGAGCUUGGAGUAUUGGUGUAGGAAGUAGUGUUAUACGUGGACGUGGUGGAAGUGUUGAUCGUGGUGGACGUGGUAGAACUGGAAGAGGUGGAACUUAUACAUCUCAUUAUUCACGUGGUGUUGGUUUUGAUGAUUCGGGUGAAGGACCAAGACUUGAAUCACAACCAUAUACAUCAAGAAAUCGUGGAUUUGAUAGAUCACAAAGUGAACGUGGUUGGACAGAUAGAAAUGGUGUUACUGAUCAAGGUGAUUGGAAUGGUAUAUCAACAAGUCCAAGAAAAGAAGUUAGUAGAGGCACAAGUGGAAGUUCAUUGAUGGAAAGUAAUUGGAGACGACAAAGAGGCGGUAUUGGAGGUGGAGGAGGAGGUGGUGGAAGUGGUGGUGGUGUUGGUAAUAUUAAUAAUAGUCUUGAUGAUGAUGAAGGUUGGCGUGCUGCUGGUAAUCGUAGUGCAAAUGAAAAAUGGUCACGUGGAAGUUGGCGAGAUGCUAGUGGUAAUGAAAGAGAUAGGCUAGAUCGUUCUGAUGGUGAUAUUGAUGAAAAUCGUCCACCAGGAAGAUGGGAUAGACCAACUCACAGACAAUCUCAUGAUCCUGCUAUUCAUCAUCAUACAUCAUCAACUGGACCACCACGUACAUCACGUACAUGGGAUUCAAAUCAUCAUGAUAAUCUUCCUGAAUGGGCUACAGAAAAUCCAAGUGAAAGUGGUGGUAGUUUUGAUGCAUCUGGAGCAUUUCAUGGUGGUAUGUUUUCUGAUGAAGAUGAAGAAGGUGGUGGUAGAGGUAAUACAUCAAAUGAAAUGCGAAUAAGACGUGUAUCUGAGGGUAAUAAUAAUAAUAAUGGUAAUCAUAAAAUUGGUAAAGUUAUUUAUCAAUCACCAGUUGGUAAUAAUCGUCAACAAAAUUUAUCAACAACAACAAAAGAAAGACCGAAAUCAUUGCAUCCUUUUGAUGAUAAAGAACCAAGUAUUAUAACAUCACCAGACAGACCAAGUAUUUCACCAACAAAACAAAUUACAAAACAACAAAUAACAUCAACAAAUAAUAAUAAUUUAAUAAAAGAUAAUGAUAAUACACAUAGUACAGCUCAAAAUUCAAAUGAACCACCUAAAAUACAAGGUCCACAAAGAUCAAAAUCAUUUAUUGAUCCACCAACAAAAACAUUAAAACAAAAUAAUGAUGUUAGAUCAAAACAAAAUGAUCAAUCAUCAUGUACAACUUCUUCAACAAUUUCUUCUUCAACAACAACACCAACACCAACGCCAACAACAACAUCAACAACAACAGCAACACCAACAGCAGCAUCAACAUCUCGAUUAUUAGCUAUGAAUCACAAAGCUCAUGUAUUACAACAAUUAAAAGAUGUAGAUACUGUUCAAAAACAAAAUGAUGAUGAUGAUGAAAGAAUGAAAGAAGAAGCAAAUAUGUUGGUUGCUAAAUUAAUGGCUGAUGAAGAAAAUCAUAAAGAAGAACGAUUAAUGCAUGCACAAUCAGUUGUUAAUCCAGUACCACCAACACAAAUUGUUAAUUCAAAUGUACAAGAAAAAUGGUUUUAUCGAGAUCCACAAGGUGAAUUACAAGGACCAUUUCUUGCAAAUGAAAUGGCUGAAUGGUGUAAAGCUGGUUAUUUUACAUCAAGUUUACAAAUACGUAGAGAAUGUGAUGAUAGAUUUUCAACACUUGGUGAUCUUGUUAAAAUAUUUGGACGUGUACCAUUUACACCUGGUCCAACAAUACCACCAUUAAAAAUUGUAGAAACAAUUAUUCCAACAAUACCAAUUCCAGUUCCAAUUCCAAAUCCAACAACAACAACAAAUAUAUCAAAUAAUGCCUUACCUAAACCUCCACCAAUUGAUGAUCCAAUUGCACUAUUUCAGUAUUCACAGUUACGAUUAUAUCAUGAUCAAAUGAUAAUGCAACAAGUUAAAAAUUCAGCAAUUGCAAAAUUAUCACAGCAUGAACAGUGGAAUAAUUUAAAUCAAGUUGAAAAAAAUCAUUUAAUAAUGCAAUAUGUUAUGCAAAAUCCUGAAAUACGUGAAAUGACUGCAAAUACAAAUCAAUAUGUACCAAUAAUACAACCACCACAACAACAACAACAACAACAACCAUUACCAUUACCAACAAAUCCAAUUAUGCAAUUAUUUAGUCAAAUUCAAAGUGGUAAAACAACAAAUGAUAAUCAUUUAUCUCAAAAUACAGUACCACAUAUUGCUCCAAUUCAUCCAGUUGGUAAUGCGAUUGAUCCAAUUCAACAGUUAAUGCAACAAAUGCAACAACGUGGUAUACCUGGACCAUCACAACCAAAUGUUAUUCCUCAGCCUCAGCCUCAACCACAGCCUCACCUACAACAAAAUGAUGAUCCAAUUAAAUCAUUACUUAGACAACUACAUGGUGAUGCUGCUAUUAAUGGACAUCAACAAAUUGAUUCAAUUUGGCCACAUCCAACACAACAAAUUAAUCCACAAUUUGAUGGUAGUAGUUUACUUGCACAAAUGAGACCAUUACCUUCAGCAGCACCACCUGGUCAAAUGCCUAAUAUGUUGUGGGAUUUACAUACCAAAGGUAUGAAAACUGAACAACAAAUAUUAGAAGAACAGCAACAGCAACAACAACUCUUGAGACAACAACAAGAAGAUAGAACAAAAGAAGAACAACGUAAACAAGAAGAAUUAUUACGUAAAGCUAAAGAUGAAUCAUUGAAACGUCAAAAUGAAGAAGAACAGAAACAACAACAGCAACUACAACAAAAACAACAACAACAUGUACGUCAGCUUGAAGAAUUAAAACGUAAAGAAGAACAAAAAAAAAUAAAAGAAGAAGAAAAAUUACGUAAAGAAGAAGAAAAACGUAGAAUUGAAGAAAAAAUACGUAAAGAUGAAGAAAGAAAACGUGAAGAAAAACGUAAAAUUGAUGAAGAUAAUAAUCGUAAAAAACAAGAAGAAGAAAAAAAACGUCGUGAUGAAUUAAAAAAACAAGAAGAAAAACUAAAAAAAGAAGAAGAAAAAAAAAGAAAAUUAGAAGAAGAACAAAAAAAAAUUGAAGAAGAAAGAUUAAAAAAAGAAGAAGAAAAUAGAAAAAAAAUUGAACAAGAAGAAAAUGCAAAAAAAGCUGAACAACGUAGACGUGAAGUUGAUGCAUUAAAAAAAUUACAAGAAAAAAGUAAAGCACCAUGGGCACCACAAGCAACAUCAGUUGUAUCACAAUCAGCAGCAUCAUUAACUGAAAUUCAAAGACUUGAACGUGAAAUGAAAGCUGAAGAACAACGUUAUCAACAAAUGUUACAACAACAAUUGAAUCAACAAAAAGCAGCACAAGCAGCUAAAGAAGCAGCAGCAGCAGCAAUUGAUUCAUCAAAAAAAUCACAAUUUAAAUGGGCAGCAAAAGUAUCAUCAAAUACAAAACCACAAGUUAAAUCACUUGAUCAAAUACAACAAGAAGAACAAGAAAGAAUUGCUAAAUCAAAACAACAAGAAAAAGAAAAAGCUGAAAAAUCAAAUAUCAAAGAAAAUACUGUUGUUAUGCAAAGUGUUGGUAUUUGGGGUGCAGCAAGUCAAUCAUUAAAUUGGACAUCAUCAUCAUCAACAGCAGCAGCAGCAGCAACAACAACAACAACAAUAUUAUCUUCAUCAUCAUCAUCAUCAUUAUCAUCAUCAAAUACUGUUGAUAAUACUAAAAAUACAAAUGUUAAUAAAGGUGCAUGGGCUGGUAGUGGUUUUUGGGAUGAACCAACACCAAAUAAAAUUGCUAGUUCAAUUAUUAAACAAGUACCAGUUAAAACUCAAGUUGUUGCUAAAUCAUCAAAUUCCACAUUACAAAAUCAGAAUUUAAAUAAUAAUAAUAAUAAUAAUAAUAACAAUAAUAAUAACAAUAAUAACAACAACAAUAACAGUAGUAAUAAUAAUAAUAAAAUUGUUAAAACUAAGACAAAAAAAGAGGAUGAGAUUGUUAAAAAAAUAUAUGAUAAUAAUACUAAUAGUAAAGAUGAAUUUGGUCAAUGGUGUUAUCGUACUUUGUGUGGACUCCAAUCAACUGUUGACAUUCCUACAUUUGUUGGAUUUAUUAAAGAAAUUGAAUCAGCAUAUGAAGUCAAAGAAUAUGUAAAAAUGUAUCUUGGUGAAAGUAAACAAACAACAGAAUUUGUUAAACAAUUUUUAGAAAAAAGAAGUAAAUUAAGAUCAGCACAACGUCCACAAGCUGAAGCUGAUGAUCUUUGUAAACCAGCACCAGCUGUCAAUCCAAAUGCACCAACAGAAUUCCAAGAAGUUAAAGGUAAAUCAAAGAAACCAAAAAAAGGAAAAAUGUUUAAAGUUGAUAAUACUAUUUUGGGAUUCAGUGUAACAGCAGCAACUGAUAGAAUCAAUGUUGGUGAUCGUGAUUAUGGCGAGGGUGUUUAAAUGAAAAAAAUAAAUAAAUAAAAAGUUGAAUAAAUUAAAACCCAUGAUGAUUCAAUAUGAACACAAUCGGGAUCAUAAAAAUUUGUUAUAUUAUAUUUAUUUUUUUUUCCCCUUAAUUUCAUCGAUUAAAUAUAAAGUUGAAGUUUAAAAAUUAAUAAUGAAAAAAAUCAUUUGUUAUUUAUAAAAAUGAUUCUUCAUAAAAUGAGAAUCAAAUAAUGAUGAUUGAUUCGAAUAAGACGAUAAAUAAAAGUGGUGAUUCAUUUUUAAUUACAAGUCACUUAAAUUCAGUGUUUUGACAAAAACAACUCUUGUACAAAAUAUUAAGAUCCCAUUUUUAGUGAUCAUUGAAAAAAAAAAAAAAAACUAUAAUAAAGCAAUUUUUGCAUUACACUAAGAAUUGUUUGAACUGGUGUUUUCAAACUCAAUGUUUAAUUUAAUAUCUCUUUAUUAUGUUGAAUGAUUCUUUUAUUUUGCUCGAAUAUUUUUUUUUUUUUUUUUCUAAUCAUUUUAUAAUAAAAUGAUAUGCUAAUUUGAUAAAAAUACAAAGGAAAAACACGAAUUAUUAUUUCCUAAAAAAAUAAAACAAAAUUCGGAUUUUAUAUUUAUUUAAUCCUUUGUCCAUUUAUUUUCAAAUACUGGUUUUUUUUUUUAAAUUUUUUCUUUAAUUUUUGCCCAACAUUUUUUAAUUUGUAAAAUAAAAAAAAAUAAAUAAAUCAGUAUUACAUAUAUUUAUUUUUUUUUUUACAGGCACAUGAUUUUUUUUUUAAAUUGAACUACUUAUUUGAGAAAUUUAAUUAAUUUUAUUAUUGAAUUUAUUGAAUUGUUAAAAUAAUUGUACUUUCGGUAACAAUGCUCUUCAAUUUUUAUACUAUUUAUAAAUAAAAAUUCAAAUAUUGAAGAGAAAAAUAAAGAAAAAAAAAAAA